CAGCAUAUAAAAUGUCACAAGGAAUCUGAAGGAAUAUACAUCUUUCGUCCUUUGUUAAGUUAAACGUCGCAGCUUCAAGAAAAAGAAGAGAGAGAGAGAGAAAUAAAAAAUAGUUCAGCAAAUGGGUUCUCUAAUGUCAGGAUGGGACUCUCCAGUCCUCAGUUCUAAAUCAGGUGCAUACAAGCGAAAUGGGUCACUCACCAAAGAGGAGAUUGAAACUUUUUGGAGAUCAAAGCAGAAAACAGUAGAAGAACAUCUUAAAGAAAUUACUAGCCUCUCAGACGCCAAAAAUCACGAGGAAAUUGGCCAAGUUGAGGAGUACUCUGGGAGGAAGUUUCAGAAAUCAAGCACCUUCCCUCUGCAAAAGAAGGAGGAUAUUGGUAAUUUGGUGGACGUGGAUCCUACUCAUGAGACAAGCAUCGACAAACUCGUCAAGAAAGAUGGCUGGUGGACUAGGAGCAACUGGGCAUUUCUAAACGAGCCACCGGUGAUUGAAGGCGCUCCCAACAAAUACGUUUCACAAUUCCACGUAGCCAGCUUGGCCUCUUCCAAACCACAGGCUCGUGACGAAAUUGCUACUAAUUAACUCAUGAAUCUCCCCACUGAUCCGUCAUGAUUUUCCUUUAUGGGUUAGCAGGGGUUAUAUAUACAUAUACAUAUACAUAUAUAUAUAUAUAUAUAUAGUAUGAUGGACCGGUGUGCUAGCUUAACGUAUGUUUGUAUGGUAUGUAAAAGCCUAUAGAGUUUAGUUAUAUUAAUGCUUUUUAAGCUGACUAAGAUUUAAGCUUCCGCGGUAUCGUAAGAGGUGUAUAUUUGUUAUGUACGUGAUCGUUACUUUUAUUUCAAAGUUAAGUGUGGUAUUGAUUUGUAAAUACACAUUUUAUGGGUACCGUUAUUCAUAAUUGUUGCUUCCUUCA
Molecule: messenger RNA, 917 nt
Organism: Morus notabilis
Lineage: Eukaryota; Viridiplantae; Streptophyta; Magnoliopsida; Rosales; Moraceae
Exons: 4
Coding region: 122-586 (154 amino acids)
Source: RefSeq, a predicted model, not a curated record